GCCGUGGCGUGAGGAGGAAGCGGAUAGCUGCUGCGUCUCAUAAGUGGUGCCGAGAAGACAGUGUGUUUGUGUUAGUGUUAGUGUGUGUGUGUGUGUGUGUUUGUGUGUCAGGUGUUUACGCCGACGUGGAAAACAUGGAGGAAGAGAAGGUCCUGCCCGUCAUCGACCUGAGCCUGGCCAAGGGUCACACGCGGGCCGGCCUGGUGAAGGAGCUGCACGAGGCGCUCACCACCGUGGGCUUCAUCUACCUCAAGAACGUGGACGGCUACGACGAGGAGGCGCUGCUGCGACACUCCAAGUGGUUCUUCAGCCUGCCGAUGGAGCAGAGGAUGGCCAUCUCCAAGAAGUCUUUCAACCCUAAGUGCAGCAACGAGUACCGCGGAUACUUUCCUGUCAUCCCCGGCGCCGUGUCCCACAAGGAAGCCUUCGAGAUCGGGCCGAAGCAGGGGAAGCCGAAGGAGGGACUCAUAUCGCUGGAGGAGAAGUUCAUCAUCGAGGACAACCAAUGGCCUCUAGAGUCUAGAGGAAUCCGAGGAGGGCAGGAACUUCAGGACAUGGAUGGAGGUCUACCACGAGAAGAUGACCGAGGCUUCGCGGGAGCUGCUGAGCCUGAUCGCGGAAGGUUACGGAGCACCCAGCGACUUCUACGCCGACAUCUUCAGGGAUCCGCAUCUCUCCACGCUCCGGCUCAUCCGCUACCCGGCCAGACCCAACCCGACAUAUGAAGCCCGUGACGGUGACGCGGGUAAGUGAUGGUGUGUCUUGUAAGGUCAUCAUCUGUAUCACCUUUUUAAGUUAUCGCCAUCUUUCAUUGCC
Eriocheir sinensis (Chinese mitten crab) is the source of this 816-nucleotide messenger RNA. RefSeq lists its product as uncharacterized. The record is from RefSeq and is a predicted model, not a curated record. Lineage: Eukaryota; Metazoa; Arthropoda; Malacostraca; Decapoda; Varunidae. Bases 135 to 725 code for a protein of 196 amino acids. The transcript is spliced from 5 exons.